Molecule: messenger RNA, 4277 nt
Organism: Aphanomyces invadans
Lineage: Eukaryota; Oomycota; Saprolegniomycetes; Saprolegniales; Verrucalvaceae
Exons: 4
Coding region: 100-2802 (900 amino acids)
Source: RefSeq, a predicted model, not a curated record
CCGGAAUUUCGAUGGAAUUGGGUGCUGAGGAAGUGUUCCACACCGCCACACUUCGAUCGAGGACGUGCCGACUGUUUGUGCUCCAUUGCUCUUGACAUCAUGAGCUGGCUGAAGAAGGGAGUGCGUGCGGCAGUCAAUAUGGUCGCACAAGCGGCUGAAGCUGUCUCGCCGAACUUGUCCUUGUCCCUAUACAAGACACCGGUGGAAGAAUUCCAUCACCGAUGGACAACGGUGUCUCUGUUUCUCGACGCAUUGGCGGCCGAAACAUUGCCGGAUAUUCAACAGCGAACCAAAUUGAGCGACUCAAACACGCGCGACAACUUGGCGAAGCUCGUCAAGUUACUGUACGCAGAAGAAGACGCUUUGGACAGGCAAAUGUACGGUGGGGGCCAGGAAGAGUGCUCGAUUGAUGCACGACCAUGCAUGGAAUACCUUCUCGAGCAUAACGUGUUGCAGAACUUGUGCGCAAAGGCCGCGCAGGACAGCCCUCGGGGUCUCAUGGUUCUUGUGCUCAUAUUCCUCACCGACCUCCUUCGCGAAUCGCGAAUCAACUACCCCAUCCUUCCUACCCGCGGUGUAUAUCGCUCCGUGUGUGAGCUCAUCCAGGCAGCUAUGGUGCGCGAAGUCGAAGACGGCAUGGUGCAAAAGUGCCUACUCCAUUGCUUGCAUGCGCUCUGGGUCAAGCUCAAGGGCGAUCCCGUGCAAACUGAAUUUUUUUUCCUUCGUAUAUACAAACCAGUACCAGGGGACCAUUCCGGCAACCUCGCGCUGUCUCCCUCCAAGAUCUCGGAGCUCGUCUUGUUCACCGGGCUCCUUCCGCACAUGUAUCGCGACGGUAAACUCGGCCACAAGUGCCGAGAAUCGCUGGUAAUCGCCGCGGGAUUACAAGAGCCUGGAUUGAGUCGGUUCAUACUGCACAUGACGCCGUUUUGCAAUUAUGCAGUCACGGGUGUCAUCCAAGCGUUCGAUGCGCUGCCUAAAGCAAUCGGAGUCAAGAAUGAAAAGACUUUUCGCAGCGUUGACCCUGAAGCCAUCGCGUUGGAGCUCGAAACACUUGCGCUACGGCUUCGGUUCUGCUGCACUCUGGCGAUGGUGGGCACGUUUGAGGUCGUCGACACGUGCAUCACCAAAGAAAUCCUGACGCAAUUCCACUCGCGAUUCCUGCAAGGCCCGCUUCUGGAAGCCCUGUUGGAUCCGUCUGAGGCGGCCGCGCGCACGGGCAUCCAUUACGCAUGCAUUGUGCUCGAUCUACUGGCGACAUGCGGCCGAUCGCCAGAUGCCAACCCAAUGCUCCACGCGACAAUAUCGUUUCUAUUGCAUCACCACCACGCCAAGACUGUCGGCAGCACUUCGAUCAAGGCAUCGCUCGUUGUGCCGGUCGUCACCUCAACCAACGAAUUAGCCCCUCCGCUGCUCGACCAGCACGGCGAGUCAGUCCGUUUGCUGUCGGAACUCCUGCAUCGAACAAACAGCUUGUCACCGUCGCUGAGCGUCGCUGCCAUCGAUUUGUUUGCCCUGAUGCUGCGUCUAAACGCCCCACAAGUCGACGCGGUCCUGCUCCCAACGACCUCGACAUCUUUGGUAUCCACCGCGCAAGCGAGCUCGCUCGAAGCCGCGGGCCACCGCAACUUGGCGGCGUGGUUCUCCUCGAGGUUUCCCCACUCGCUCCUGUCUACCCUCGACGACACGGUGUGGCAAACUAUCAUCAAGGCCCAUGGGACGCCAUCGUUGGCCCUUCCUCCGUCGACGUGGGACCGGGCAUCUCCGUCGGGGAUUCCGUUCGCAUCGUCCGAUUGGCAAGGAUACGUUGUGUCGCUCCUGUCGUACGUGAUCGCGGCGGAGCAACGGGUGUUGCGUGAAAAGUCUACCGCGCUCUUGACGUCAACGAUCGAUGGAGAGACUUCUUCCAGCGACACGGAAGAAAGCGAAGAUGAUGACGAAGGAGAAGUCGAACAAAGCCUGGGCGACAACGACGCGGCCGGACCGACACCGACGCGCCAUCGCCGCCGCCGCCGCCAGCUACCGCGAUGGCAAGUCCGUGUGCCGUCGAUGACAACGGUCGCGAUGGUCGAUGCCGUGGUCGCUGUGACGCCUCCUUCAUCGUCGUCCGCUUGGGAGUCGUUGGAAUCGAUGGUCGUGAAUCGGCUGGAGCGGUGGCUCGAUAACUCGUUGGAGGAAAAUGUUGCGCUGUCGGGGCUCGUCGUGUUGCUGGCCGAACGCAUUCCGGACACGGUAUUUGACUGGGGUAAAACAAUCGACUCGCCCUCGUUGGUUGGUGAGAAAUCGCCCAGUCUUCGAGCUGUCUUGGAGGACGUCCAUGCACAAGCAUUCGCGCGUAUUCAACGGCUGCCACAGACUCCCGGCACGUCAAUCUCGUCCAGGUUGACUGCGGUCAAGGUAAAGCUCAUGAGGCAGCCGAGCGACGACGCUCCAAGCAGCAAAGUUGCCGACUUGCAGCAGCCUUCGUUUGAUGGCCCCGAGCUGCUCUUGGUAUCGUUUGUCGUGCUGGAAGAAAUGCUGAAGGAGCUUGUGGCCGGCCUCGUCGCUGUUGAGACGGUGCAAUCCUUGCCGGAGAUGCCUGAAGGCGUGUACUUGGAAGCGCAUCAGUCGUCGCGAAAACAGAAAAAGCACGAGUUGUGGGCCGACGAAGACGACGUUGACGACGACGUUCUCAAGCAACGACGGCAAUCCAGUCCAUCCAAAUGGAGCGAAGACAAGGUCGAUGACAUGGACACGCUCUUGACGUCGGCGGCGUCGCAACUGCAGUCCAUCAUGGCCCCUGGUUCCAGUGUAGUUCCAUAGACGAAUGUAACGAAGUGGAGCUCCACACUGGCUUUGGUCGAGCUGCAGCCAUCGUUUCCUCCACGUGGCAACGCGCGGCCAGCAUCCAUCCCCAGGACAAGCAGAUUGCAAUGCAGAUCCCAUCGAUCUGGCGCCGCGGCCAUGGGCGUCCGAUGCGGAAUUUGUCAUGCCAACAACAUGCUGUGGCACUUCCGAGGCUCGUUUUGCUGUUGCCAUCGAGCCACAAAGGAGCCGAGCGUAAUCGCUUUGUUCAACUGUGCCAGGAACGGUCAGGCUUGGCGGUCUUGUGUCGAUGGCGUGGAAGUUCGCUAGCCAGAUCGGCCUGGAAUGACCGAAUCUCUCCAAGCAUUUCCAGGCAACGUGCCGUUGCGAAUCCUGCACUCUUCGAAGCUGCAAGUAAAGACAAGCUACGUACACUGCAAGCACACAUAUUUCCUGACUGCACUAGAGUGUGCACAGUUUUUGUUGACGAUGCUACGAACUUUUGGAGAAGUGCCACGCAGCCAACGUGCCCGCGACGACCGCAGCAGCUGCCAUCGCGUAUCGAACCCAUCCGUGCACCAGGAUCGGGUCUCCAUCUUCUGUCGUCCGCCACUUGCUACAGAACGUGGUGGCAAAGUAAUCAUGUCCCUUGAUGAAGCGGAUAACGGCAUUGCCAACGACGACGCCACCGAAGAGAGGCACUUGACCGACGCCGACGUUCUUUCCCAGAGGAAUCAGCAUGCCUUCCGUCGACGGAGGCACGUACGGCGUCAACUUGAUCGAGUUACCGCUGCCGGCAGCCACCCAUUUGGCUAGCUCCGUCGCGACAUGCGCGGCCUGAAACCCUCCAACAUACGCGAGCUUAGGUGUGGGGUGGUCACUUGCGUCUCCCACGACAAACACGUGCGAGUAGCGCGGAUCGUCGACUUGGCACGCGCCAUUCACACGAACGCCUUUCGACGUCGUGGACAGCAGAGAUGCGUCAAGCUUACGGAUCAGAUCCACAUUCGGGGACAUGCCAGCGCACAACAAAUGCAUGUCUGCUUCGAUCUUCGUGCCUUUGUUCGUGGUGAAAGUUGUUGCGUGCGGCAUGCAGUCGCUGGAGCGAAGCUGCAGCCGCUCGCCUAGUACAAGGUGGACGUUCAGGCGCAUGAGCUUCUCCGUCAAUUGCGCUCGAAACUCGUCCUUUAACUUUGCAUUGUGCACCAACGAAUUUUGUCCCUCCAGGAUGGUUACUCGCUUCGUCGGGGACGCAGAUGCGAUUUCGCCCGCGACUUCGAUCCCCACAGGGCCACCUCCUACGAUUAGGACGGACGACGCAGCCUUGAUGCGCUCGGCGGUUGCAUGGAUAGCCGAUACCACGUUUGCGCGGGUGUAUUCAUGGAGGGGAACCUUGAUUGGGGAUACGUAGCUGCUGCCCGUCGCGAGGACGAGGUAGUCAAACUGAACACGCGUGGUCGUUUCUUGCGCCCUGUCAUUUACAAUGGGUCGCA